Drosophila suzukii is the source of this 537-nucleotide messenger RNA. RefSeq lists its product as uncharacterized. The record is from RefSeq and is a predicted model, not a curated record. NCBI's taxonomy places the organism in Eukaryota, Metazoa, Arthropoda, Insecta, Diptera, Drosophilidae.
GAAGAAGUAAAUUCAGUUCAACAACAGAGGCAAAGGCAGCACAACUUCACCACUGAGGAUCAUAUUUGGAUAGUUUUUUGGAUACAUAAUGCCCUACUACGAGGAGGAACGUCGCCAUCACCACCAUCAUCAUCAUGGAGGAAGGCCAAUUGUGGAGGUGGACAUUGUGCCGCCGAGGAUCCCGCGGCCGGUGAUCGAGAUCGGAGUGGGUGGGCGCUAUCCACCUCCGCCCCCCAGGGUGGAGGUCAUCACCCCAGCCAACGUCUACCAGCCCCCACCACGCCCCAUCAUCGAGGUCGAUGUGGUGCCCCCAAGUCGUCCCUUCAUCGAGUUCAACAUCGGGGGUCGGCGUCCUCCGCCCAGGGAGGAGGUCAUCAUCGUCCAGCAGCCCCCACCGCCCAGGUGGUAGGCGUGGUCCUACUUAGGGACUCUGAACAGAGUGAACAAUCAAAAUAAUACUUUAAAUUUCCAUCGUAUUCCGUUAACAAAUAAUGUAUUUUAACCUUAAUAAAAACAAAUAAAUAUUAUAAUAACAAA